CAAUCCUUGACCCUCUCAUUUCGAUCGCUUGGAAAGCAUGUCUCGAGCAAUCUCGACUACCUGCGUGCUCCGUAGGACAUCAACGCUCUCUCAUAGGAUCAUCAGGCCAGUCGCAGUCCCAGAUCGGGAUUCAACUUCAUUUCAAACGACCUCUCGGCCCAGACUCCUUUCUAUAUCGGCUAGACCAUCGUCGUCCCGGUCGAAUCGUCCAUCGUGCAUACCUCUCAGAGCUCUACAUGUCUCAUCCUCUUCAAGGUCAUCGUCAGGAGGCGAAGCUUCUUCAAAAUCCUUGACGGCAUCAGAAUACGAGCGUAUCUCCGAGCAAGAUAUGGACACGCUACACGAUGAAUUGGAAGAACUUUGUGAAGUCUACGCGCCGGAAGACUGGGAGGUAGAGUAUAGCUCUGGCGUAAUGAACCUCUCUGUCCCAUCUACCGGAACCUACGUGAUCAAUAAACAACCUCCUAAUCAACAGAUCUGGCUCUCCUCCCCACUCUCCGGGCCCAUGCGAUUCGACUAUGGUCCCGAUGGGGUAUGGGUACAUCAUCGGAAAUCAGACGUAACGCUAGGUAGAAUUUUGGACAAGGAGCUCAGAGAUUUGUUAAGUGAGACGGGGGUGGAGGAGUCGGAUUGGAAGGGCGUGAGCCUGAAAUGAAUCAUGUCGUGCUAUGGCAAUUCUACACCGCGUCUCUGGGCACGACGCCGCCUGAUGCUUGUCUCAAUCGAUCAGCUGUUGAUGGUCUACCGGAGGCCAGACUUCAGUGUUGUGCAUGACGGACCAUGCCAUACAUCGUCCGAGCCCUUUCUUCCAUACCCUCGCCAGCUCACGCUUACACCGUGUAAUCAAAAAUGCGCGGUCUGCUGGCCUUACCAGUCUUAGAGGAGCUUCGAGGGAGCACAGAUCCAGUUUGAUUCUGUCGACCCUUUUGCACGUCUCGUGAGAACUAUGAUGAAACCUUUUCCCGAUCUCUCAAGA
Messenger RNA from Kockovaella imperatae, 976 nucleotides. RefSeq lists its product as hypothetical. The record is from RefSeq and is a predicted model, not a curated record. Gene Ontology annotation, cellular component: mitochondrion. NCBI's taxonomy places the organism in Eukaryota, Fungi, Basidiomycota, Tremellomycetes, Tremellales, Cuniculitremaceae. Gene Ontology annotation, biological process: iron incorporation into metallo-sulfur cluster; intracellular iron ion homeostasis. Gene Ontology annotation, molecular function: ferrous iron binding; 2 iron, 2 sulfur cluster binding; ferroxidase activity. Bases 38 to 655 code for a protein of 205 amino acids. The transcript is spliced from 3 exons.